AUGUCCCUCGAAGCGAUUGGCGCUCCGGCGUCUGAGCCUACGAUUUUCAUGGAUGUUAAUCCGCCCGUCGUUGUCGUUGCCGUUGCCGACAGCUCAAAGCCCCUUGGUUUAAACUCGCCUCCCGACAGCAACAAUGCCAUGACUCUCGACGGUAGCGACUCGGAGCUCAGCGAUAUUGACGAGGUUGCCGACAAGCUUGACGGCAAACUUGAACUCAACGACGCGAUCCAAGACGAAAUCAGACUGGAGACGGAGCCUGCUCCUGCUCCUGCAAACGAAACACAACAAAAUGAACCGGAGGCACAACCAGGACCAGCGGUUGAGGAGGCGGAAGAUAUUGGCGAGGUCCUUCCCGACCACUGGUCCGGUACUGUUCCGGUGUUUAAGCCAACAAUGAGGCAAUUCCAGGACUUCAAAGUCUUCUACGGCAUGAAGUCUGGAAUCAUUAAAAUCAUUCCGCCCCAAGAAUGGAAGGAUUCGUUACCUCCAUAUGACGACAUGGUGAAGCAGGUCAAGGUGCGCGAACCGAUCAAGCAAGAGAUCAUGGGAUCCAAUGGCACGUAUAGACAGGUCAACAUCCUUCACCAGCGAUCCUACAAUCUGCCGCAAUGGAGACAGCUCUGCGAACAGAGCGAACACCAACCUCCUGCCAGACGAGGCGAGCGCCGUGCCAAUGCCGAAAAGAAGCCAUCCACCCGAUCACGCGCCGCUGCCAACUCUGGCGCCCCCAGGCCGGCUGCCGCUCCAGCCAAAAAGCGUGGCAGAGGAGGUAGAGCAACACGCGCUUCGGCCAGGACGGCGAAGAAUGAGCCAGCCGAGGAGGAGGAGCGGCCAAUGACACCUGUGUCUCCGGUGCCCGAGAAGGAAGAAGUCGUGGACUCUGUCGAGCAGGACCCCGGUGUCAAAGAGGAGGAACAGUGUGACGAAGAUGAUGGCGCGCCAGCACCGCGUCGGAUGGGUUUCUCCAGACAAGGGAAGCCCAAGAUGCAAUCCGUGUCUGCCCGACGGAAAUACGUUCGCCGUGAAGGUUCUGCCAUGAUUGACGAGGCCGCGUUCAAGGACUGGGAUUAUCGGAUGGACGUGUCCGACUUCACCCCGGAGCGCUGUGAGGAGUUGGAAAGGAUUUACUGGAAGACGCUCACAUAUGCCUCGCCACUGUACGGCGCUGACCUUCUCGGUACACUGUUCAGUGAGGAUGUCAAGCUUUGGAACCUGAACAAGCUGCCGAAUCUGUUGGAUGUUCUGGGUACCAAGGUUCCCGGUGUCAACACUGCUUAUCUCUAUCUCGGCAUGUGGAAGGCAACGUUUGCAUGGCAUUUGGAGGACGUGGAUCUCUACAGCAUCAACUACCUGCAUUUCGGCGCACCAAAACAAUGGUACAGUAUCUCUCAAGCCGACGCGCGACGAUUCGAGGCGGCCAUGAAGAAUAUUUGGCCAACGGAGGCCAAAUCUUGUGACCAAUUCCUCAGGCACAAGGGCUUCCUGAUCUCGCCUGCUCAUCUCAAGCAACACUACAACAUUACCGUCAACAAGUGCGUUUCGUACCCUGGCGAGUUCGUGGUGACGUAUCCCUAUGGUUAUCAUUCUGGCUAUAACCUCGGUUACAAUUGCGCUGAGGCCGUCAACUUUGCCUUGGACAGCUGGCUGCCAAUGGGCAAGAUUGCCAAAAGAUGCCAGUGUGCUCAGGCACAGGACAGCGUAUGGGUAGAUGUUUACGAGAUCGAGAGGAAGCUCCGUGGCGAGGAAACCGAGUAUGAGGAGACAGAAGAUGAGGACGAGGAUGAGGACGACGACGACGGUGAUAUCGAACUGAAUGGCGGGCUUCCGAGUCCCCCUCACAGCCAUGGUGUCCGGGUUAGAGCUCCGGGCAGAAAGCGUAAGAGGGGAGCAAACGACAAAGAUGGAUCGGAGAGAAGAGCCAAGAAGGUUCGCGUGCGUGUCAAGCCCCAUAUCGAACCCCCGUGCUGCCUCUGUCCCAACGACAUCCCCGGGGCCGAAAUCAUGUCGACGGACGAUGGUCGCAAAGCGCAUCGCAUGUGCGCUCUCUACCUUCCCGAGACUUAUAUCGAGGAAGUCGAUGGACAAGAAAUCAUUGCCAAUAUUGGAGGUAUCAACAAGGACCGCCUGGAGCUCAAGUGCUUGUAUUGCCGUUCCAAGAAGGGCGCGUGCUUCCAGUGUUCUCAGAAGAAAUGCCACAGGUCGUAUCACGCGACUUGCGCGGCAGCUGCGGGAGUGUUUGUGGAGGAGUCCGAAGUGCCGGUGUUUGGUGAGGAUGGGACUGAGUACAAAGAACAGGCGUUCGAGUUCAGCUGCCGUUUCCACCGGACCAAGCGAGACAGAAAGGCUCAGGGCGGUGUCUUGGAGGACGACCCGAGAGUGCGGGAGGUGGCAGCUGCACUCAAGCAGAACGACAUAUGCCAGCUGCAGUACUUCCGAGGCGAGAUCUUUGCUGGUGUGGUGGUGGAGAACCGUGCGGAUGAAGAGAUGCUUCUUCUUGAUGUCAUUCCGAAUGGGUAUGUCAGCCACAGUGUGAGGCUUGGGAGGACUAAACUAACAUUUAGCAGCGAUCGAGUUGAGGUUGAAUGGAAGUGGCUGCUGCUGCCCGACCCCGCGGAUUACCGUUUGCCCAAAGCUUCGGCCAAUGCGAUCCCGAUGCCGACGUGCAGAAAAGCGAAGCAGGAGAUCAAUGCCAAACGCGCCGUCGACGAGGUCCCACGAAAGAACGACGAGUUCGGCACUGGGCUUGUCUGGGCCGAAUUCCACACCAGCGAUCCCAUCAGAAACCGCCAGCAGGUCAAGAUUGACUUUGCCAAAGAAAACCAAGUCUGGCACUACCUGGGAAAGACGUCGACAGAAGCCAAGGCUCAGUACACCGAGAACAUCGCCAGGCCUCAGCACAAUCUCAAGAGCAACUUUUUGGACUCGAUUCCCAAACCAGUCUCGGUGGUUCCCGUGUCUUUGCUACCUCAGCAGGUCCGCAGCAGGACAUUCACGGCGGCAUACCCAGGCCAGGUUCCGUUUGCUGGCGGAUUUUCAGCCAUUUCACACCACGGAACACCGCUGGGACCAUUGGCUCCUAAGCAACCAAAGCCAUACAUGUACAAACCUAAGAACUCUAUCGAGCCACUGUCCCAGCCUGUGCAAUUUAUGCCGCACAAGUUUGCACUUAACCCAGCUCCGCCGGCGGCACCUUUCAUGCAGAUGCAGCACCACCAGCUGCAGCAGCAGCAUCAGUACAUCCAGCCACACCAGAUGCAUUACCAGCAGCCCAUCCAACCUGCGCCUGCCCCUGUGCAACGGCAUCCAUUGCCCCCUCCAACUCAACCUCAGCCUCAGCAUACCUUCCAGCAGCAAGUCUUCCAGCUUCAGCCUGCCCCUCCUCCACCUGCUCAGCAGCAGCCGCAACCUCCUCCUCGGCUGCAAGUCAAGCACUACCAGCCGCCCCUGAAGGAAUCCCGGAAGAAGAGUUCGUCGACAUCCUAUUCGUCGGAACGUUUCGCGCCCGUCGGAGGUAGUAAUGGAUUCCCGCAGCUUCCUGGCUUGACCUGGCCCCCCGCUCACAUGAAAUCAGGGCAAUACAAUCAGCCUCCUAGAGACUGGCCUCAAUCUGCGGCAGACAGGCCGCCCAUGACUUUGGCGAUGAAGCCCAAGGGUCCUGGAGAGGGGCAGCCGCAGAUCCAUGCGUACCAAAAGUACGCGUUUUUCCAAGUUCAUCACAACAGGUAUGUCUUGCUUUGUGUUUCCGAUUUUCAUGAUUUAGUCACUAAUAUCUGCCAAAGGGAUCCAGUCAGAUAUCAGACUCCUUAUGGGCCAGGAGGAGGCUUCGUCAACGGCUACGAGCGUAACCAUCGCGCAUUUUUGAUGCAAGCUCAGCAGGCCUUGAACGGAGGCAAGAAGAAAGCGCCAAUGAGGACACUUCCUCCCCUGCAGCAGACCAAGAGCAUCCAACCACAAGCUACCCCAUCGCCUGGACCAGGUGGUCGGCCACAGGGCGGAUACUCAUCUCCAUAUGCGCAGAUUCUGCCCCGCCCCGACACUGCAAGCAGCCAACAGUCGCCAUUCACUUUUGACAACUUAAGAACGGGUUUCUCGCCGUCGCCCGUGUCACCCUACCAGCAGCACCAAGGGUUCUCAGUGCCCACGACACCUGCGAGCUCAUCAACGUACGAGAUGAAGCAGCCAGUAUCAGCUCCACUGCAUCCUGCCAUCAACCCACAGUACGGGACUUCGUUCCAGCAACAACCACCAUCAGGUGGAAAUGACCAAACCAACCAACAGACAUGGUCUGCGAGUUCUCAAGUAUCAACGCCUGUACCUAUCCCCCAGCAGCGACCGAUAAACUCCGCACCUCCGCCCCCUAAGCCAGCUUUUACCAAGCAAAGUCAUAGCCCGAUUCCUCUGCCACCGUAUGUUAGGCAGAUGACAAAUGGCCAAAAGUCAUCACCUCUGAGCAAACCACCGGAGCAGGCGGCGCCUCAGCAGACGAUGCCGAUGCCCCAACCUCAGUACCUGUCGCAUACUCCGUCUGGAAUGUCUACUAUGCAAAGUUACUCAUAUCCUGAGCCUCAGUCUGGACCUGCUCUUGAGAACGGAUGGAGACCAGGUUCUGACCCUAUGGUGAUGGCAACAACCCCAAGCCCAACGACUCAGGCAUCCACGCACUAUCAACAAAUGUCGACUCCAGAGCAACAUCAGCAACAGUCGGCAGACAUGACGUAUCCUCCACCGCCAACACCUGACGGGGAUCCGCAGAAAGAACUUACCAAGAGGAUAAUGCUCAGCCUUAGGCGGGCAAGUCAGCAAAUGGGGCCGCUGAACCUGUAG
Molecule: messenger RNA, 4824 nt
Organism: Podospora anserina S mat+
Lineage: Eukaryota; Fungi; Ascomycota; Sordariomycetes; Sordariales; Podosporaceae
Exons: 2
Coding region: 1-4824 (1607 amino acids)
Biological process (GO): chromatin remodeling
Cellular component (GO): nucleus
Molecular function (GO): histone H3K9 demethylase activity; histone H3K36 demethylase activity
Source: RefSeq, a predicted model, not a curated record